CGGACGGGAUGAUACGAAGCCGAAGAAGAGAGGGCAAACCCUAGCCUAAAUCCCAUCUCUAUCUCUUCCUUCCUCUGCGGUUCCGCGACCAGGCCACCACCAUCUCGCCGUCGCCGCCGGAUUAAGCCGUCAAAACUCCAGUACAGGCGCACCAGUUUGCCUCAAGAUUCAAAAAAUGGAUUUAAACAAUUGCAAGGACAAAGGCAAAAGUGCAGGGAAAAAAUCAGAUGUUUUCGCUUCGUGUUCGUUUGCUAGUCUGGGUCUUCACCCAACAUUAUGUGACCAGCUCAAAGAGAGGCUGGGUUUUCAGGAUCCAACUCUUGUUCAAGCUCAGGCAAUUCCUGUUAUUCUAUCUGGUCGACAUGUGCUAGUGAAUGCAGCAACCGGGACAGGGAAAACGGUGGCAUACUUGGCCCCAGUUAUUCACCAGUUGCAGAAAUGUGAACCUAAGAUUCAACGUUCUGAUGGUACUUUUGCGUUGGUUCUUGUACCAACGCAUGAAUUGUGCCUUCAGGUAUAUGAAAUUUUGCAGAAAAUGUUGCACCGCUUCCAUUGGAUUGUUCCUGGAUAUAUAAUGGGCGGGGAAAACCGCGCAAAGGAGAAGGCCAGGUUGCGUAAAGGUAUAUCAAUUCUUGUUGCAACUCCUGGGCGUCUUUUAGAUCAUCUUAGAAAUACAUCCUCGUUCGUACACAAGAAUUUGCGGUGGAUUAUUUUUGAUGAAGCGGAUAGCAUUUUGGAACUUGGGUUCGGUAAAGACAUUGAAGAGAUACUUAGUAUACUGGGUUCAACCCAAUAUAACUCGCUUGGCCAGGAAAAUUCUAGUUUCCGAGGUCUUGACGUCCAGAGACAAAAUUUGCUGUUGUCCGCAACAUUAAAUGAGAAAGUAAACCAUCUUGCUAAAAUGAGUUUAGAGAACCCUGUAAUGAUUGGUCUUGAUGACAAGAAGUCAGAAAAAAAAGGGAAUCACGAUGAAGACAUUGAAACAAGCGUAGAUGUUGAAUUAGGAACAUCUCGAAAAUUAUUGAGUUCUUCCAGUGAGGAAUAUAAAGUUCCAUCUCAGCUUCUCCAAAGAUAUAUAAAAGUUCCAUGUGGUAAUCGUCUUGUAGUACUUCUUUCAAUAUUAAAACACCUGUUUGAGAAGGAAGCUUCUUCCCAGAAGAUAGUGGUGUUUUUUUCCACAUGUGAUGCUGUAGAUUUUCACUAUUCACUGUUGGGUGAUUUUCAGUGGCAUCCGAGCUAUCAAUCAGAUUCGGAUGCCAAGCUAAAGUUUUUGAAUUGUAAAACAUUUCGGUUACAUGGUAAUAUGAAUCACGAAGACCGUAGGUCUACCUUUAAUGCAUUUAAAACAGAAAAAUCAGCUCUGCUUGUGUCCACUGAUGUAGCUGCUAGGGGUCUGGAUUUCCCCAAAGUUAGGUGCAUUAUACAGUAUGACUCUCCUGGUGAGGCCACUGAGUAUGUUCAUAGAGUGGGAAGAACUGCUCGAUUGGGGGAAAAAGGCGACUCUAUACUAUUUCUACAGCCAGUUGAAGUUGAGUACUUGAAAGACUUGGAGAAACAUGGAGUUACACUAACAGAGUAUCCCCUUCUUAAACUGUUGGAUAGCUUCCCCGUGUCCAGUACUAAGCGCUUGUCGAAGAAGUUUGUUUCGGUUGAGAUGCACCCGUGGUCACUUUUUUUGCAGAAAGCUUUGGAGUCCUUUGUCACCAACGAGGCUAAGAUGGCGAAAAUGGCGAAGAAGGCGUUUUGCUCGUGGGUGCGCGCGUACACUGCGCACCGCGGAGAGCUGAAGGGAAUUUUCAUGGUGAAGAAACUUCACUUGGGACAUGUUGCAAAGAGCUUUGCUCUAAAAGAACAGCCAUCCUUAGUGAACAAAUCAAUUCAGAAGGAAACAAAGAAGAGGGGAAGGGAUCAGUUCCACCAGAAGCACAAGAGAGCAUCAAAGAAGAGGAAAUAAUUACUAGUAUGUUGUAUUUGUUUUAAUUUGUCCGGAAUUAGUUGUCCACUUCUCAUAUUUGGCAAAAAAAAUUGUGAUAAAUUGUCUAAAAUAUACUGAGUAGUGAGUACCAAAGAAAUAGAGUACGAGGAUAAAGAGGGUUGAACCUUUGUUAUCUCUAAGACAUUCAAAGAAAUCUUUUCCUCUUUA
Molecule: messenger RNA, 2143 nt
Organism: Cuscuta campestris
Lineage: Eukaryota; Viridiplantae; Streptophyta; Magnoliopsida; Solanales; Convolvulaceae
Source: the annotation of a GenBank genome assembly